GCCCGGGCAGCAUGGUGAUGGCCGAGCCCCGCCGGCUUCCCCCUCAUGCUGCUGCCGCUGCUGCCGCCGCGCUGCUCCUGCAGCCGCCCCGCGGAGGGUCGGGCCCCGUCCGCGUCGGCUUCUACGAGAUCGAGGGCACCCUGGGCAAAGGCAACUUCGCCGUGGUCAAGCUGGGCCGGCACCGCAUCACGCGCAGCGAGGUGGCGAUAAAAAUCAUUGACAAAUCUCAGCUAGAUUCUGUGAACCUGGAAAAAAUUUAUCGUGAAGUGCAGAUAAUGAAGAUGCUGGACCACCCACACAUUAUCAAGCUCUAUCAGGUGAUGGAGACCAAAAGCAUGUUGUACCUUGUGACAGAAUAUGCCAAAAAUGGAGAAAUAUUUGAUUACCUUGCUAACCACGGCCGUUUGAGUGAGUCUGAGGCCAGGCGCAAAUUCUGGCAAAUUCUCUCUGCCGUCGAAUACUGUCACAGCCGGAAGAUUGUGCACCGUGAUCUCAAAGCUGAAAAUCUCCUGCUUGAUAAUAACAUGAAUAUUAAAAUAGCAGAUUUUGGGUUUGGAAACUUCUACAAAAGUGGCGAGCCUCUUACGACAUGGUGUGGAAGCCCCCCAUACGCAGCUCCAGAGGUCUUUGAAGGCCAGCAAUACGAGGGUCCACAGCUGGAUAUUUGGAGCAUGGGUGUAGUUCUCUAUGUUUUAGUCUGCGGAGCGCUGCCUUUCGAUGGACCAACGCUCCCCAUCCUGAGGCAACGUGUGCUGGAAGGAAGAUUCCGGAUCCCCUAUUUCAUGUCUGAAGAGUGUGAACAUCUGAUCCGGAGGAUGCUGGUCCUGGACCCAUCUAAGAGGCUGACAAUUGCUCAGAUUAAGGAGCACAAGUGGAUGGUAGUAGAGGUUCCUGUUCAGAGGCCCGUCCUGUACCCCCAAGGUCAAGAGAACGAGCCCUCAAUUGGGGAAUACAAUGAGCAAGUCUUGCGACUGAUGCACAGCUUGGGAAUAGACCAACAAAAAACUAUUGAGUCCCUGCAAAACAAGAGCUACAACCACUUUGCUGCUAUCUAUUACUUGCUCAUAGAGCGGCUCAAGUCACAUCGCAGCAGCUUCCCCGUGGAGCAACGGCUGGAUCCCCGCCAGCGACGGCCGAGCACCAUCGCGGAACAAACAGUCGCCAAGGCCCAGGCUGCAGUGGCUCCUGUGAACCUGCGUCCCCAGAACAUAAGGUUGCUGCGGUCUCCCGGCCUCCCGCCGACUUCCGCCGCUGAAGCCUUCUCCUUCCCCCCUUCUGCCUGCCAUGCAGAAUCCGCUUUCAUGGAGGAAGAGAGAAUUGACACGCCAAAGGUGAACGGCUGCCUUUUGGAUCCUCUCCCCCCUAUAAUGGGGAGGAAAGGGGGCCAGCCCCUGCCGAGCAGCAUGAUGGAAACCUCCAUUGACGAAGGGAUCGAGACAGAGGGGGAGUCCGAAGAGGACCCAGCUCGAGCGUUUGCGGCCCUGCAAGCCACGCGCUGCGGGAAGAGGCGUCACACUCUGGCAGAAGUCACCAAUCAGCUGGUUGUCAUGCCAGGCACAGGGAAAGUCUUUUCCAUGGACGAGAACCAAUCCUUGAGCAGCGUCGACUCUGAAUAUGACAUGGGAUCCAUCCAGAGGGAUCUUAACUUCCUGGAAGACACCCCCUCCCUGAAGGAAAUGGUAUUGGCCAAUCCACCAGCUCCAAGGAUGACCCCUCCUUUCAUAGGCCUGAGACCCACUAAUCCAGCCAUGCAGGCUCUGGCCUCCCACAAGCGAGAGGCCCACAACCGCUCGCCGGUCAGUUUCCGAGAGGGACGCAGAGCUUCGGACACAUCUCUGACACAAGGAAUUGUAGCCUUCCGACAGCACCUUCAGAAUCUGGCCCGAACCAAAGGAAUCCUAGAGCUGAACAAAGUCCAGCUGUUGUACGAACAGAUGAGGUCGGAAGAAGAGCCUGCCCUGGAUUUCACCUCUGCCCAUUUGCAAGGCCUGGGGAGCGGCCCCCAGCAGGAAGAGGCAUCCCAGCAGCAGGACGCUGCCUCCGCUUUCCCGAACGGCCUGCACCCCCACUUGCUCUCCAGGCGGCAGAGCUUAGAAACGCAGUAUUUGCAGCACCGGCUCCAGAAGCCCAGCCUGCUUUCAAAAGCCCAGAACGCCUGCCAGGUUUUUUGCAAGGAGUUACCCCGGAGCCUUGAACAGCAGUUACAGGAGCACAGGCUACACCAGAAGCGGCUGUUUCUCCAGAAGCAGUCCCAGCUGCAAGCGUACUUCAACCAGAUGCAAAUCGCGGAGAGCACGUACCCCAGGUCCAGCCAGCUCCCCCUCCCCUGUCACGAAGAGCAGCAGCACCAGCCGCCGCCGCCCCAGCCGCCCCCUCCGCCGUUCAGCUUGGUGCAGCCCCUGAGCCCCGUCAUGGAGCCCGCUGCGGAACAGAUGCAAUACGACCCUUUCCUUAGUCAGUAUCAAAAGCUGCAACUGGACCAGCCCUCCUCGCCUGCCAUCCACAGCCCGCCUCGGCUGCCGUCGCAGAUGCCCGGGAUCCAGCAGCAGCAGCAGCAGUAUCCCUAUCAGACUUGCGAACUGCCUGUCGGCGGCCCGCCUGAACCGGACUAUGCCAGUCAGCAUCAGUAUCCCCUGGACCCAGCGCAGCACGGCAGCGUAGCAGCGGCCGACCACCGGAGGAGCUCCGAACCUCCUGGGUCCCAGUCCGGCUACGAGGCCUUAGGCCUGGUGGAGUUGCCGGGGCUCUUUGAUUGUGAAAUGAUGGAAACCGUUGACCCCCAGCAUGGCGGCUAUGUCUUGGUGAACUAGCAGGCGUGGGAGCGUUCUGGGCGGAAGGCUGGUUGGUUGGUUGGUCGAAGUGAAGGACAUCAAAGGCGUGUGGAUUUCCAUUUAACAUCCUAUCCCUAAAAUUCAUGGCUUAUUACCAACCCUUGAAACUUUAAUGGAUGAAUAUACAAACCCACCUAGUUGGUACUAGCAGGGAAUGACUGAAUAUCGCUCUGUGAGAAAGCUUGCUGGCAGUGGGUUGGAGAUGAAUACUGCACUUUCAAUGAAAGAAGGAAUAAACUUUGAAGGGAAAGAGGCAACACUUUGAGGAAGGAAGGACGGAAAGAAGGACAGACCGACAGCCGGAAGGAAGGAAGGAAGGAAGGAAGGGUGGGUCAGCCUUCCAGAAUCGUUGGUAUUCUGCUAACCAUGUCACCCCUGUCAGAGGAAGCCUGGCAGAAUUCAGGAAGAAGAGUGAAUAUGGGACAGACCAUAUUUCUUGGCAAUAAAAGCAAUACAUUUUUCAUUGGAACUUGGCACCGUUUUGGUUUGACAUUAGACCAAAUCCGGAACGUUACCUGCCUCUGAACUGCUGACGUUGAGCUAGACUGCAGACGACCCUCAAGAGGACACCCCGCACCCCUCUCUGUCUCCACUUCUUUCUGUUGGCUGGUGACUCUUGCCAGGACAUCCCCCAGUCUUUAUACGCACCACGACAACUUCCUGGAUCUUUGAUGAAAGGGUCCAUAUAUCUAUCUUGAACGAAAGAUGAAGCUAAUGUCCAGGAUUUCCAUGGAACUGAGUGUGCUGGGAGGUCCUCCAAAGAUCAGUGAACAGAGAAUGCAAGGGUGAGGGGGGGGGGGGCGAAUGGCCUGGGGAAAGACCGUAGGGGUGCGAAGGCAACUCUGUGGUGCCUCUCAUGGAAGCUUGGGGAGAAGCUGAUCACUGGAGAAGUUGUUAUAAGCUGCCCUUGGUUGCUUUUCUGUUUUGAAAGAAGCAACUGGACUUUACAGUGUGCAUUGCUGGUGAUUUCUUAGGCUUUGUAUAUUUGGACAAUUAUUUAGGGAUGUAGCGUUUUAAGGACAAAACAAGAUGAGUUUAUCAGAAAACCCAUGUGAAGUGAUAGUGCUGUGCCUUUUCUGGGUUCUUUUUGAGACUCCUUUUCUUUCUCUCUCUCUCUCUCUCUCUCUCUCUCUCUCUGAAGUAGAAAAUACCCCAUUGAUGUCUGUGCUGACACCAAAGUCCCUUCAGAGCCCAAGUUCCACCAUGUGGAAUGCAGGUUUUAACAUUUUCUUGGAGUGUUUAUGACUUGUUCAUCUAUAUAUCUGAAAUGUUAAAAAAAAAAAAAGUAUUACAGCAAUAUUUAGGAUCAAUAACUGUUGAUUUCUUAAGCAGUAUCAACAGGCAUCUGCUCUACCAAGCGUUUGGCCGAGACCUUUGGGAUGUGACAUACCGGCCUCAAAUCCAUAGGAAGGAUAUAGAGAAUUUCUCAAAACUGUCACAUAAGAGUUGUUUUUUUUUUUUUUAAAAAAAAAUGACCACGUUGAGGAAAAGGCGCUGGUGUUCUCGAACAUCCUGGUGGGAGCAGAUAAAAGGUUUAAGCACAACAUAGAUUUGUUUAAGCACAAAGAACAAUGGACUAGCAAAGGUGAUCUGACUUAAGGCCAUCUUCGACCCAGUUCUUCUCACUGAUGGGCUUGAUCCAUGCCUGGGCUGUCACGCUUCAGACUGCAGGUGGGACGGUGGCGUGUCUGUGUCAUUCCGGGGUGGGUGGGGAGAGAGAGACCCCACGAGGUGGCCGGCAGGAGGGCUGGUGCUGCUGGUUCUAUACGCAUUUAAACGUUUUAAAGAAGAAGAGAAACACACACGUCACCACCGAGGUUAUUCCCUCCCCCAAUCCCCCUCCCCACAAACAUCAGCAUUGCUGAGAUGAUGUCUAGGUCGGCUUCCCAAAUUUGGCAUCCAAUACGUCUCUGCUGAGAACUUCCUGUUCAUCCCAAAUUGGUAUGGAGGAGCAUCCCACCUGUGGCCUGAAGCGGCCCAGCCAAGAUGAUAACUGGGCCUUAUCUUAGUGGGGGGGGGGGGACUUCUUCCUUUCCCUUCCCACCCCGACCUACUUUAGCAUGUGUGCCACCGCAUUCCCCCCACGCAGUGCUGACGCUGACUUCUUCCCUUGUGGAAUUCCUUCCUGCGGAUGGCCCGUUUUCUUCGGAGCAGGACUUUGCAGUCCCAGAUUUCCUUUGCCAGGAGGAACAACCUUUUGUCGCCCUCUUAAACAACUGCAGUGCUUUUCUCCGAAGAAAAAUCAUUCCUGUUUCACCCCCUGCACUUCAGAUGGGCUUGGGGAGAUGUCAGCCAAGCUGAUGCAAACAGCCUUAUUUCCUUGUAAGCAGCAAGAGGAAACCCCGCAGGCCCUGGAGACCUGUCCACCCUUCUGCUAAGCCCUAAUUUUAUUCCAGGGGGAGGAGAGAAGCCAGCCACAUCUCUCCUCUGUGCUUCGUGGAGGAGGGGUUCUCUAAACCGGGGUAGGCAACAUAAAGCCCUUGGGCCACAGCCAGCCCACCAAGGCUUUUCACCCAGGACAUCGCUACACACUGGUUUGUGUGAACCAAAACCUCAGUGAGUUGGACAGAAACUGUAGGCCAUACGUUGCCUACCUCUACUGAGUCUCUUAAGGGUGCAAUCCUAUUGUGUUGGGGUACGGUCAUCCUAUGCAGACCAGGAGGAGCUAUGGAGGCGAUUUUCACCUCCCUGUCCCCGUCCCCACCUUGCCUUGAUCGCUAGAUGGGCUUUUUUGCCUGUCUAGCAAAGGCGUUUCAGAAGGGAGGGGAAGGAGGCUGGAAGAGUGACAGGAUAGCUCGCAUCCCAGCCUCUCCAGUUUCCUCCCCUGCCUGCCCACUGAAAUGCCCCCUUGUCCUCCAAGGUUGAGUUCCCAACCUGGGAGAGCAGCCGGAGCAAUUCUUUCCACGCUGGCUGCAAGGAGGAGGGGGCCGGGAGGUCUGAUUCCCUCCUCCAUCCUCAAAGCUGAGAAUCUGAAGUACCCUGUGGCCCGUCAGAUGCUGUCCAGGGGCCCCAUAGCAUGGCUCCCUAAAGCAAUUUUCUGUGGGUUUCCAAACUCUUCCCCUUGCGUUGAUGGUCCUCCUUGGCUGGAAGCAGGCAUCUCUUUGCAGGAGGUCAUUCCGCGGGUGCUUGGAGGCAGGCUGCAGCCUGUUUGCAUCUCCGCUUGUGUGGACUUGCCAAGGACUACUGAAGACCAGGGAACUAGGCCUCGCAGAGCUGCCGAGGGCCUGGUGCACCUUAGCUUCAUGCAGCUCUCCCAGAGCACAGCUUGUAGCCCAACUGUCGGAGGUGGCUACAGGCAGGUAUCUAGGGGCAGAGAGAGUCUAAGCAUCCCUUCCGUAGGCAAUCGCUUCGUACCUCUGCUUAUGGGGCCGGAAGCUCUGAAUGUAAAACUAGACCCGACGUCUCUCUCCCUCCUUUCCUCCUGCCACUUCCCAGCCCGUGUCUCUGAACAUUUGGUGUCGUUUCUAUUACCAUAACCGAGGAGCACCCAUUUUCCUUCCACCACACUCACACGCACCCCUAGAGCACUGCCUCCCCCUUUGUGUUAGUGCUACUUCAAAACAGCCGCUUCUGUCGAGUCUGCUGUGUCUGUUGUUAGAAGGUUUGUGUCUCCUACUGUAUAGCAACUACUAGCUUUAUUAGUUUUAAUGCAAGUUCCUUUGAAGAGACUUUGGUGAGAUGUACCUGGGGUUAAAACAAAAAUUUUCACAUGGAGAAAAGUGCAAUACGUGUGUGUGUGGUACGUUCUUUAAUGUAUUUUUUUAAAAAGAGUUAAAAGGGUUUAGUCUUCGCUUUGGGAGAAAUGCACUAGUUUUGUGAGCGCCGAUUUUGGUGCCCCCAUCUGUAGUAUUUUACAUGCAGUUGGUAUGCUGGACUCUGUACAAGCGAUUACAGUGUAUUCAUGCAAAAUAAAGAACAUGGACCUUC
Elgaria multicarinata webbii is the source of this 6758-nucleotide messenger RNA. RefSeq names its product salt inducible kinase 2 (gene SIK2). The record is from RefSeq and is a predicted model, not a curated record. Gene Ontology annotation, biological process: protein phosphorylation; intracellular signal transduction. Lineage: Eukaryota; Metazoa; Chordata; Lepidosauria; Squamata; Anguidae. Gene Ontology annotation, molecular function: ATP binding; protein serine/threonine kinase activity. The transcript has 15 exons. Gene Ontology annotation, cellular component: cytoplasm. The coding region runs from base 12 to 2810 and encodes 932 amino acids.